AUGAUUGGCCACCAGUUUGCGCCGUCCGUGGCACCGGUGCGUCCGGUGAAGGAGGUUCAGUUCGGAAUCCUGAGUCCGGAGGAGAUUGUGGUCGAGCACCCGGAGGUGAAGGACGAUGCGACGGGAAAGUACAAAGUCGGCGGACUUUCUGACCCCCGCCUCGGAACGAUUGACAGGAACUACAAGUGCCAGACUUGUGGUGAAGGCCAGGCCGAAUGCCCGGGACACUUUGGACACAUUGACCUUGCGCGGCCCGUGUUUCACGUCGGCUUCCUAGGCAAGGUGAAAAAGCUGCUGGAGUGCGUGUGUGUGCACUGCGGCAAGCUCAAGGCGGACCCGGUGUCGGACCCCGUCUUUAAGGGGAUCUUGCAGGCGACGCGCUCCAACCGCAAGCGCCGUUUCCAGCGCGUGUGGGAGUACUGCUCCAAGAUCAACAUUUGUGAGGCGGACGAAGGCAAGGAGGAGGAUGAGCUGGGCGACGUCGCCGAGACCAAGGUCGGCCACGGCGGCUGUGGCCGGCUCCAGCCGGCGAUCCGCAAAGAGGCGCUGAAGCUCUUUAGCGUGUGGCGCCAAAGCAAGGACGAGGACGACGAGGGUGGUGCCUCGCGUAUGACACAGUCCGAGCGGCGCCCGCUUCCGGCCUCGGAAGUGCAUACGAUCCUGAAAAAGAUCUCGCCCGAGGACGUCGUGACGCUCGGCCUGUCGGAGGAAUUUGCCGAGCCCGACUGGAUGGUCCUCACCGUGCUCCCGGUGCCCCCGCCCCAGGUGCGCCCGGGCGUGACCGAGUUCGGGAGCGGCAUGGGCCAGGACGAUCUCACGUACAAGCUGGCCGAUAUCAUCAAGGCCAGCUCGAACCUGAACCGCAUGGAGCAGGAAGGCGCCCCGUCGCACAUUCUGAACGACUUUGCUGACCUCUUGCAGUACCAUGUGGCGACGUACAUGGACAACGACAUUGCGGGUCUGCCGCAGUCCUUGCAGUCGUCCGGUCGCCCGGUCAAGGCGAUCCGCGCACGUCUCAAGGGCAAAGAGGGCCGUCUGCGUGGUAAUCUGAUGGGCAAGCGUGUCGACUUCUCUGCACGUACCGUCAUUACCGGUGACCCCAACUUGGAGCUGGACCAGGUCGGCGUGCCGCGCAGCAUCGCCCGGAACCUGACCUACCCCGAGCGUGUCACGCCGUACAACCGUGCCUACCUCUCUGAGCUGGUGCGCAACGGCCCCAACGAAUACCCCGGUGCCCGCUAUGUCAUCCGUGACACUGGCGAGCGUAUCGACCUAAAGUACAACCGCCGCGGCGACAUUGCGCUUCAGGCGGGCUGGAUCGUCGAGCGCCACCUGCGGGAUGGUGACUACGUUCUCUUCAACCGUCAGCCCAGUCUGCACAAGAUGAGUAUGAUGGCGCACCGCGUCAAGCUGAUGGACUACUCGACCUUCCGCUUGAACCUGAGUGUCACGCCGCCGUACAACGCCGACUUUGACGGUGACGAGAUGAACUUGCACGUUCCCCAGAGCGAAGAAGCGCGUGCAGAGCUUGCGCAGAUCGCAUGGGUGCCCCGCCAGAUUGUGUCGCCGCAGGCGAACAAGCCGGUGAUGGGCAUUGUACAGGACACCCUGUGUGGUAUCCGCAAGUUUACGCUGCGCGACUGCCUGCUCGACUUUGACCAGGUACAAAACAUCCUGCUCUGGGUGCCGGACUGGGACGGUGUGAUUCCCCAGCCGUGCAUCUUGAAGCCGAAGCCCUACUGGUCCGGCAAGCAGCUCCUGUCGAUGUGCAUUCCAAAAGGAAUCAAUGUUUUCCUUGGCGAUGCCAAGGCGGCCGCCAACAACUUCUUAAAAGACGACGGUGUGCACAUCGAAAACGGCGAGAUCAUGUACGGUGUGAUCAACAAAAAGGUGGUCGGCUCCACCGCCGGUGGUUUGAUUCACAUCAUCUUCCGCGAGCGGGGCCCGGUGGUGUGCCGCGACUUCUUUGGCGGUGUGCAGCGCAUCGUGAACUACUGGCUGCUGCACAAUGGCUUCUCGAUUGGUAUUGGUGACACGGUGGCCGACAAGGCGACCACCGCCAACAUCAACCUGACCAUUGCCAAGGCCAAGGAGGACGUCAUGGAACUGAUUCAAGCCGCGCGCCACGACUGGCUCAAGGCCGACCCGGGUAUGACGCUCCGUGAGUCGUUCGAGGCGAACGUCAACCGUGUCCUGAACAAGGCGCGUGACGACGUCGGUUCGCACGCCGAGCAAAACUUGCCGGACUACAACAACGUCAAGCAGAUGGUGAUUGCGGGCUCCAAGGGUUCGUUCAUCAACAUUUCGCAGAUGUCGGCGUGUGUCGGCCAGCAGUCGGUCGAGGGUAAGCGUAUUCCGUUUGGUUUCCGCCACCGCAGUCUGCCGCACUUUACCAAGGACGACUUCACGCCCGAGAGCCGUGGUUUCGUGGAAAACUCGUACCUGCGUGGCCUCACCGCGCACGAGUUCUUCUUCCACGCCAUGGCCGGUCGCGAAGGUCUGAUUGAUACCGCGGUCAAGACGGCCGAGACGGGUUACAUCCAGCGCCGUCUCGUCAAGGCACUUGAGGACGUGACGAUCUGCUACGACGGCACCGUGCGCAACUCGACCAACAGUGUGAUCGAGUUUGCCUACGGCGAGGACGGUAUCGACGGUGCGCAGGUCGAGCGCCAAAAGCUCAUUACGCACGGCCUGUCGGAUGACGAGUUCCGCCGCCGCUUCCGUGUGGACCUCGCCAAGGGCGGCUUCAAAAAGGGCACGCUCCGUGCCGGCCUCGGCGACUGGUCGCCCGAGCUCGAGCAGCUCUUGGACGACGAGUUUGCGCAGCUCGAGCAGGACCGCCUUACGCUGCGCACCGAGGUCUUUAGCACGGACCGUGUGGACACCUAUCUGCCGCUGAACAUUGCGCGUCUUGUGUUGAACGCGCAGCAGAUCUUCCACAUCGACCCGCGCAAGCCGAGCGAUUUGUCGCCGUUUGAGGUUGUCGACGGUCUGCGCCAUGUGCUGGACCGCCUGACGGUCGUCCGCGGCUCCGACACCAUUUCGCGUUCGAUGCAGGAGAAUGCGACGCUUCUGUUCAAGAUCCACGUCCGCUCCUUCCUCUGCUCGAAGCAGGCGAUCGAAGUGCACCACCUCUCGCGCGAGGCGUGGGAGUGGGUCAUGGGCGAGAUCGAGGGCCAGUUUGCGCGCAGUAUUGCGCAGCCGGGCGAGAUGUGCGGUACGCUUGCUGCGCAGAGUAUCGGUGAGCCGGCGACGCAGAUGACGCUCAACACCUUCCACUAUGCUGGUGUCUCGAGUAAGAACGUCACGCUCGGUGUGCCCCGUCUCAAGGAGAUUAUCAACUGUGCGGAGAACAUCAAGACGCCGUCGGUCACCGUGUACCUCGACCCGAAGUACAGCGUCUCGUCCGAGUCGGCCAAGGUGAUCCAGACGGCGCUUGCGUACACUACGCUGCAGACCGUUACGUCGGCGGUCGAGGUCUUUUACGACCCCGACCCCAGCUCGACGGUGAUCCCCGAGGACCGCGAGUUUGUUGAUGCCUUCUUUGCGAUUCCCGACGAGGAGGUCGAGGCGAGCCUCGAGCGCCAGUCGCCGUGGCUUUUGCGUCUUGUGCUGGACCGCGCGCAGAUGCUCGACAAGAACCUGACGAUGGCCGAGGUUGCGUCCAAGAUCGGCGCCAUGUUUGGCCGCGAUAUCUUUGUGAUGCACUCGGAAGACAACGCCGAGGAGCUGGUUCUCCGUAUCCGUAUCGUCGACAACGAUCCGGACAAGGAGGUGCAGGGCGAGGAGGACAUCUUCCUCAAGAGCCUUGCGCAGCAGAUGCUCACCGACAUUGCGCUGAAGGGUGUGCCCGGCAUCUCCAAGGUGUUCAUCGUGAAGCAGGACAAGUCGACGCGCCGCUUCGACACGGUCACCGGCGAGUGGAACACGGUGAAGGAGUAUGUGCUCGAGACCGACGGCACGAACCUCAAGGACGUGCUGGCGGUUGACGGUGUGGAUGUCUCGCGCACGCUCUCGAACAACUGCGUGGAAGUCUUCCGCGUGUUUGGUAUCGAGGCCGCGCGUGGCUCGCUCCUCAAGGAGAUCCGUAAUGUGAUUGAGUUCGACGGUUCCUACGUCAACUACCGUCACUUGGCGCUCCUGGUGGACAUUAUGACGUCGCAAGGCGCGCUGAUGGCCAUCACCCGUCACGGUAUCAACCGCACGAACCAGGGCGCGCUCAUGCGCUGUACCUUUGAGGAGACUGUCGAGAUCCUGAUGGAGGCCGCGUCGAUGGGCGACCUGGACGACUGCAAGGGUGUCGGCCAAAAUGUGCUGCUCGGCCAGAUGGCGCCGAUGGGCACGGGUUCCUUUGACCUGAACUUGGACGUGGACAUGCUCAAGGACGUCAUUGUGAACCGCAACCAGCCCUACGCGAACUUGUACGCCUCCAAGCUCGGCAUGGAUGACGACGGCGGCAAGACGCCGGGCGGCAUGACGCCGUACGACGCGUCCUCGCCGAACGUCGACGACUUCCGUGUCCAGCAGCAGGCCAUGUUCUCGCCGCUCGUCCAGGUCGGCGGCGACGAAGGCGGCUACGGCGACUACCUCGCUGCAGGCCGCUCGCCGAUGCGCACGCCGCUCGGCGCACAGAGCCCGGGAUACGGAUACGCCCCGACCUCGCCGGGGUACGUCCCAACGUCGCCCGCGUACAACGCCACGUCGCCCGCGUACGGCGGCAUGGGCGGCAUGAGCCCGUGGGUGGGUGGCGGCGGCGCAACGUCGCCGGCGUACUCGCCGACCUCGCCGCAGAUCUUUGCGGGUGCUACGUCGCCGGCGUACUCGCCGACGUCCCCGAGUUACUCGCCGUCGUCGCCUGCGAUGGGCGUUACAGGCAACACGCGCAGUUCCUACACUUCGCGCAUGUCGCCUGCGAGCCCCGCGUACUCGCCGACGUCGCCCGUGUACUCGCCGACGUCGCCUGCCUACUCGCCGACGUCCCCGGCCGGACCGCGGGGUGCGCGUCGCCCGGGUGCGGGGCCGAAGUACUCGCCGACUUCGCCGCAGUACUCGCCGACCUCGCCACAGUACUCGCCGACGUCUCCGCAAUACUCGCCGACGUCUCCACAGUACUCGCCGACGUCUCCGCAGUACUCGCCGACGUCUCCGCAGUACUCGCCGACGUCCCCGCAGUACUCGCCGACGUCCCCACAGUACUCGCCGACCUCGCCGCAGUACUCGCCGACCUCUCCGCAAUACUCGCCGACCUCUCCGCAGUACUCGCCGACGUCCCCGCAAUACUCGCCGACCUCGCCUCAGUAUUCGCCUACGUCCCCGCAGUACUCGCCGACGUCUCCGCAGUAUUCGCCGACGUCCCCGCAGUACUCGCCGGGCGGUGCACCGGGCGGUGCGGCCUCCCCACGCCGCAGUCGCAUGGGCAGCAAACCUACGUGGCAGCGUUAA
Messenger RNA from Malassezia japonica, 5442 nucleotides. RefSeq names its product DNA-directed RNA polymerase (gene RPO21). The record is from RefSeq and is a predicted model, not a curated record. The transcript has 3 exons. Bases 1 to 5442 code for a protein of 1813 amino acids. Gene Ontology annotation, molecular function: DNA binding. Gene Ontology annotation, biological process: transcription by RNA polymerase II. Lineage: Eukaryota; Fungi; Basidiomycota; Malasseziomycetes; Malasseziales; Malasseziaceae. Gene Ontology annotation, cellular component: RNA polymerase II, core complex.